Messenger RNA from Thamnophis sirtalis, 672 nucleotides. The record is from RefSeq and is a predicted model, not a curated record. Lineage: Eukaryota; Metazoa; Chordata; Lepidosauria; Squamata; Natricidae.
CUUCUUUCUUUCCUUCCCUCCCUCUCUGCUUGUUUGCCUUCUUUCUGACUUUUAUGCUACCAUGUCUGAAAUCUCUUGGCAAUGUACUAUUUAGUCCCUUCCUGUUUUCACAACCGCCCCGGGGGAAGGUAGAUCUUCCUACCUGUUGUAACCCAGCUCAGCCUAAUUUCUCCCUCCCCAUAGAUUGAAGACCGGAAGGACAGCGAUGACGAAAAAUCAGACCGAAACAAACCCUGGUGGAGGAAGCGUUUCGUUUCAGCCAUGCCCAAAGCUCAAAUUCCGUUUAGAAAAAAAGAAAAACAAGACAAGGAGAAGGAUGACUUCGUGCCUGACCGAUUUCCCUCUCUCCAAGACGACUCCGGCCCUCGGCUGAGCACUCAAGCCCAGGCGGCUGAAGACAUUCUGGACAAGUACAGGAACGCCAUCAAGCGCGCCAGCCCUUGCGAGGGGGCCGCCGUGAAUUAUGACAGCACCGAAGCCAUUGGGGACAACGAGAGCCUCCACGACGCCUUGCAGAACAUCUCGGCCGAUGACAUGCCGGAUUCGGCCAGCCAGGCAGCUCAACCGCAGGACUCCACUUUCUCCUACAGGUGCCUCCGGGGGGCUCAAGUACCAGAUUGCAUGGAGGGGGUUGGGGGAGAAGAUGCCCUCAGCUUUCUUUUUAGUGGAUAG